ACAAUGACUACUACCCAUGCGCGAAUUCGGCAAUAGUUAUGGCGGACGAAGAAGAUCCGGUCGAACAUGAGGUCAAUGUGUAUUUAUCCAAGACCUUGGCAGACAAGCUGUACCUAUUCCAGUACCCAGUGCGCCCCGCCCACAUGACAUAUGAUGAUGCCCCCCACAUCAAUACCAAGAUCAAACCUGAUCAAAAGAAGGUGGAAAUAGAACUGGGUCUCAACACCAGGGGAGACAACUACGCUCGUAGUAAGGGGGAGCAAAUUGCCAUCAACGUUGAUGGGGGUGGUGACCAGCCAGGCUACUAUAGCAGUGGGAUGAUGGACAAACAGGUGUUCAGCAGCAUGGCCUGUUCUGAAACAGCAGGCAGGUAUGCAGUUGGAGUAUGGAAAGAUGGUGAGGUACACUUGACACCCCUUCAUGCCGUCGUCCAACUGAGACCAAACUUUAACUACCUCGAUAGUGCAGACAGUCGGUUGAAAGUGGAGGUUGGAGCUGGCGAUACUGGAGGAGGGGAAUCUUCUCAGGAUGAAGCAGAAGAAGAGGCUAAACCAGUCACCAUGAAAUUUGCUCGCCAAGAAACAGAUGAAGCUAAAGCAAGACGACUGGCAUCAUAUGCUUACUUACAGAAAAAACAGGAGGAGGAACCUUGGCGUCCACUUCAGUUUUAUGAUAUCAAUAGUGGAGUAGCGGAGUCUGAGCGACUGAAGCUGGUUUCCUCCAAAGGUGAUGAAAUAUCCGAGUUCCAGAUCCAGGCCAAUGAGUAUCUGAGGGCAUUAGUGCCUCCCCUUGGGGAGACACAGGAAGAGAAGCCUGCGAUGCCGAGUAAUGUUUUGUCUCUGACUCAGCUAAGGACCAUGCCACUCCCUGAUCAGAUCAAGGCCCUCCUCACUAAUGCGAAAGUGAUGAGGUUCAGUCAGCUGAUGGCACUACUACCUCAGGGCACAGAAAGCAUGGGUGCCCUCCGCUCACUUCAGCAAGUGGCCGUCCUUGUCCAGGGCUGCUGGGUUGUGAAAAGUGAGGUUCUGUACCCCAAGGAGGCCACCAGUCCUCACAGUGGUGUGGCAGCCGACCAUCUGUGUCGGGGACGUGACUAUGUGAUGUGGAGAUUCACACAGUCUAGUCACGUAACCCGCAAAGACAUAGCAUCCAUUGUCAAGCUGCCAGCAGAGGAUGUAAAGGACAUCUUAGAGCAGAUGUCUAGGAUUAGGGCCAACUGUGGCUGGGAGUUUCUCUUUGCUCAUGAUUCUGACUUCUGUAACAGGUAUCCGGAAAUUGUACUCAGACAGAAGAUGUUGUGGGAUGCAAAAUAUCAGGGCCUGUGUAAUCAACUCAAAAUUCCUAAGGAACACGAAAAGAAAUUUAAAGACAGAGAUCCUGGGGUAUCUGCAGGAGAGAAGGUUGUGAGGCGACGGCGCAGCUCAUCCUCUCGUAGUAAUCGUAAACGAACACUCAGUGGUCGAUCUGUGUCUGACCACAGUGACGUGGAGAUGGAUGUUUCCCUGAAGUCAGAUAUAGACAAUAGUACAGAGGACGAGGAGGUUCCUAAGCAUGAGAGAAUGGACACACAGUCAGCUUUAAAUGGGGAGAGGUUGUCAGACGGUGCUAAGGCGACAAGCUGUGAUAUUUCCUCCGUUUCUUUGGAGUUGAGAGCAGAACUUGUUAAUUUUGUUCAAGAAAAGUUGUACAGUAGAUUUGUAUUAACUGCAAGUGAACUUAAACGUCUGUUCUCUAUAAAACAGUUACAAUGUCCAUCUGGCCACGUGUUCUUGUCAGGGGUCACAGACAGUAUUCUAGAGGAAACUGUCAAAGAAGUGGGAGGAGUGAAGUUAUCUAAUCAGUGGCCUUCCAAUACAAAAGCAGAACCUAUUUAUGCCUUACCCAAAACAGGGGACAAACUGGACAAGAUGAGGUCAAUCUUGCUGGGUCUGUUUGAAAAGUCCCAUAAAAUAUCAAGGAAAGCAUUCCUGCAAUGUGUGGAGGAUGAGACAGGUCUACAGCUCAACGAGUAUGACGCAAGAUUAUUACUCAAGGAUUACUGUGUGCAGAAGGGUCCAUUGUGGUACCUGAAGGGAACACAGGGUGAAUCCUGACAACAGCUCCCUCUAGUGCUGACUUCUAACAGUGUUGUUAAACUGCUGUAAAGCUAACUUUCCGGUAGAACUGUUUAUUAGGGUGAAGCAAUUGGACCAUGUUCAUUACAGGAGUUUAUUUACUGUUAAGGAUAUAUUAUAUCCAACAUAUCCGACACCUUGAAUAAUAGUAGAGUUAUCUCCCUUACACGCACUGUCUAAUUCAGAACUGCCUGAGGUGUUAUCAAUAAAUGCUUUGUAUCUUUAAAUGUGUUGUCAGUUGAUUUUCCAGAACCAAACAACUAUUCAUAAGGUGGUAUAUGUCCUUAAUGUGUGUUAGGAUGAAAAAAAUGAGUAAGAGUGAAUGAUAUCUUAUAAUAUUGAUCGAUGUUUGGGGAAAGAUUUGAAUCUGUUUUGUUAUUGCUACACCACAGUAAAUUAUAUAAUGAUGAUGUAUGUUAGAUUGAAAGAUUUUAUCAGUGUUGUGAUAAUUGAUACAAGGUAAUAAGGGUAUUUGAAUCGUGCUCUGAACUUUGUGAGAUGUUCUAUACUGGAAUAUAAUUCUAAUUCAUCGCCACCAGUGGAAUAAAUUAGAUAUUUUAUAGCAUUAUUUCAGGAACUUCAAGCAUAGUCACAAAUAUUUAAGUUACAGAUGUCUGCUCUAGCUACUGGUUGGAAAUGUCUUCUUUAGCAGGUAUAUUCUUUUUGGUGAUGUCUUCAGUAUCAGUAACAUGUAUCUACUGAUUGAAGAUGUCAUCUAUAGCUGAUAUACUGGUUAGAAAACACAGAUAUGGUACCUAUGUAACGUGAAUGAAAUAUUGAUAGAUUAUAUGUUAACCUAAUUGGUAUUGUAACACAUAAUGUAUAAGAUAAAAACCCUAUACCUGUUAUUUCUUUUUACUUGUGAUUUAUGCAAGAACAUGCAUUAUAUCUGAUAAUUUUUAUGAACUUGUAACAGUUGAUUAAAACAUU
Molecule: messenger RNA, 3044 nt
Organism: Mizuhopecten yessoensis (Yesso scallop)
Lineage: Eukaryota; Metazoa; Mollusca; Bivalvia; Pectinida; Pectinidae
Product: DNA-directed RNA polymerase III subunit RPC5-like
Exons: 16
Coding region: 39-2093 (684 amino acids)
Biological process (GO): DNA-templated transcription
Cellular component (GO): RNA polymerase III complex; nucleus
Source: RefSeq, a predicted model, not a curated record